Molecule: messenger RNA, 1133 nt
Organism: Gryllus bimaculatus (two-spotted cricket)
Lineage: Eukaryota; Metazoa; Arthropoda; Insecta; Orthoptera; Gryllidae
Source: the annotation of a GenBank genome assembly
AUGGCGUCGCGACGUGCUAACUACGUCACAGGUGCCGCGUCGGCGCAGAGCCUCUCUGAAGCAACAGGCGGCGCUAGCGCUGCCUCCGUAAUACAUGCUACGGAAAGCAAAUCUCCACGGAGAUCAGCAAUUGAAUGGUAUACCGUUACUGGUGAGUACUUCCUUUCCCAACGAGGCCCCGUGCCCGGCGAGGGGGGCGGGAAAGUAAAUCAGGCGCGCUUACGUCGCGCUGGAGGAAGCCCGGCCCAGCCGCUGCCCGGCCCGGCGCGGCGCGCCACGGCGCAUGCGCAGCCCUCUCCCUCCCUCCCUCCCUCCUCCCGCCCGCCGCCGGCGGAGGCGCACUGGCACAGUGGGGCAGACACCGCGCAGUCAGCUGGAGAACGAGGCCUUGGGCGCAGAGGAAAGCACGGACUGCGCUGCCCGGCUCGGGAGAAGUCGCGUGUGUCGUACACUCAUCUUGGCUUGAAAGCGAUGAUCAAAGAAGUUGAUGAAGAUGGGGAUGAUAAGAUCAGUUUUCGAGAGUUUCUUCUUAUCUACCGCAAGGCACGCGCUGGUGAAUUAACGGAAGACAGUGGACUGAGUCAGUUAGCAGCCCUCACGGAGAUAAACGUAGAAGAAGUCGGAGUGGAGGGGGCCAAAAAUUUCUUUGAAGCAAAGAUUGAAGAGCUACGUAAAACUAGCAAAUUCGAAGAUGAGAUUCGACAAGAGCAAGAGCAAAGGAAAAGAGAAGAGGAAGAAAAAGCCCAGCGCAGAGCAAUGUUCAAGCAAAGGGCAGCCAUUUUUCAAUCAGGAAGCAUGCAACAGACUUGAAGACUCCAAAACCAAGUUCAUUAAUUCUCUUGUAAAUAUCAUAGACUUUGACAGAAGAUUGAAGUGAUGCAGUGCAAGUUUUUGUUGUUGAACACAUCUGAAUGCCUGACCCAUGGGCUACUGUUAAAAUUCAAUGUACUAUAUUGUUAAUGUUUAGAAGUUUCACGAAGGAAACAAUUCUCUAGAAAUUACAUUUUAAAAGAUGGAACUAUUUUUUUAGAUGUGCCAUUUCUUUCAACAAUGUAAAUUAUGUUUGUAUUAUACAAGGAAAUGAAAAAGGUUUUGUUCACUUUAUGCACGAAAUAAAUCUUUCUUGAAACCCA